Molecule: messenger RNA, 1020 nt
Organism: Clonostachys byssicola
Lineage: Eukaryota; Fungi; Ascomycota; Sordariomycetes; Hypocreales; Bionectriaceae
Source: the annotation of a GenBank genome assembly
AUGGCUCCCGGAUACAAGAUGGUCAACGUCCACGAGGAGGAGUACGACGAAGAGACCCUCUUGCGAUCCCCAGUCGAACCAUCAAACAAUCGUCUUGGACAGCCGCAUGUCCCUCACUCUCCGCCACCCUCAUUUCACUCCCGCUCCUCGUCUCCGAACCGACGCAAUGGCACCGUCGAUGCAGCACUCGCAGAUGCAUUUGAUGAUGACGAUAGCGACGACGAGGCUGAUGACCGACAACGCCUCGUGCGACAGAACUCCACCCCAAGCGUCGCGCCGCAAGCUUCUAGUUCGCAAUCUCGCACAGGCCACAGUCUAGCACAACCUUCAACAGCACCAGUGAUUCGGUCACCAAGAAUUGUAGGCGGCGGGUCGGGAACGGACGGAGUGUUUGCGAAUAUGUCGGCCAGACCCGAGAGAACGGAAUCAGAGAAGGAUGAGCAACCACCCACAUACGAACAAGCCGCUGCCGAUGCAGUCCCUCCUUACUGGGAAACCACAAUCUUAGCACCAGGACUAGGCGGAUUCGACGAAGUCUUUGUUGAUGGUCUCCCUGUUGGCUCCGUCUUCUCGUUUAUUUGGAACGGUAUCAUUUCAGCCGCGUUCCAGCUGGUCGGUUUCCUUCUCACAUAUCUCCUCCACUCGACACACGCAGCCAAGAACGGAUCGCUUGCGGGCCUUGGUGUCACACUCAUCCAGUAUGGCUUCAAGAUUAAGAGCGGCCCCGGCGAUGCACCCAACAUGGGCGGUCCUGACGGAUACGCUGCGCCCCCGGACCCGAACUCGCACAACUUCCAGGCACAAGAAGUCACAGAAGGCCGAGGGCGCGGGCUGGGGGACAUCACCGGGAGCGAGUGGAUGGCAUAUGUUCUCAUGGUUGUUGGAUGGUUCAUUUUGAUUAAGAGCAUCGCCGAAUUCAUGAAGGCAAGGAGACAUGAGAUGUUGGUUCUUCAGAGUCCUGAUCGUGGGCUGGGCAUUCCGAUUAUUGCUGAUGGCGAGUCAUCCGAGCGAGCGGUAUGA